UUGUGCUGGUAUCGCUGUCGCAAACAUGGUGAACGUUCCAAAAACCCGCCGGACUUUCUGUAAGAAGUGUGGGAAGCACCAGCCCCACAAAGUGACACAGUACAAGAAGGGCAAGGAUUCUUUAUAUGCCCAGGGAAAGCGGCGUUAUGACAGGAAGCAGAGUGGCUAUGGUGGGCAGACUAAGCCAAUUUUCCGGAAAAAGGCUAAAACUACAAAGAAGAUUGUACUGAGGCUUGAAUGUGUUGAGCCCAACUGUAGAUCAAAGAGAAUGCUGGCUAUUAAGAGAUGCAAGCAUUUUGAGUUGGGAGGCGAUAAGAAGAGAAAGGGCCAAGUGAUCCAAUUUUGAGCUUCAUAUUUUGUUUUAUUAUGAAGACAAUAAAAGUCUGAGAUCGUUUACUUCA
Messenger RNA from Cervus elaphus (red deer), 401 nucleotides. Its product is annotated as 60S ribosomal protein L36a. Gene Ontology annotation, molecular function: structural constituent of ribosome. Gene Ontology annotation, cellular component: ribosome; cytosolic large ribosomal subunit. The coding region runs from base 26 to 346 and encodes 106 amino acids. The transcript has a single exon. The record is from RefSeq and is a predicted model, not a curated record. Gene Ontology annotation, biological process: translation. Lineage: Eukaryota; Metazoa; Chordata; Mammalia; Artiodactyla; Cervidae.